AUGGUUGGCACUGGUGAAUACACCACCGGCUUCGUCGGCGGUGGUGCAUCUGGCUCAGACAAGAAGGUCGGCGUGGUAGGACUCAGUCUAUUUGACCUGCGCCGGCGAGGCAAGGUUGGCGACCUGAGCAUGGUGGGCGUGUCCGGCAAGAAGUUCCCCGGCAUUCGUGACCACUUGCACCGUAAUAUCUCUCAAGUCUACAACAACCUCGAUACCUCGUUCACCUCGUUCCCCGCAGACGACCAGACCGACCCCGACGCAUAUAAGACCGCCAUUGAUGCCCUCCCCAAAGGAUCCGCCAUCACCAUCUUCACCCCUGACUCUACCCAUUAUCCCAUUGCGCUGUACGCAAUUGAGCGCGGUAUUCACGUGCUCAUCACCAAGCCAGCAACUCAGCGGCUGGGAGACCACCUAGCUCUGGUCGAGGCCGCACGCAAACACGGCGUCUUCGUCUUCAUCGAGCACCACAAGCGCUUUGACCCUGCAUACUCUGAUGCGCGGGCUAAGGCGAAGACCCUCGGUGACUUCAACUACUUUUAUAGUUACAUGAGCCAGCCUAAGAGCCAGCUCGAGACCUUCAAGGCGUGGGCUGGUCGUGAUUCCGAUAUUUCCUACUACCUCAACUCUCACCACAUUGAUAUCUGCGAGAGCAUGGUCCCAGAAUAUAAGCCUGUGCGGGUAACAGCAACUGCAUCUCAGGGUACCGCUGCUGAGCUUGGAUGUGUCCCCGAGACUGAGGACACCAUCACCCUCCUCGUGGAGUGGCGCCGCCGUGAUAACCCGGCGAAGAUUGCCACUGGUGUCUACACUGCUAGCUGGACGGCACCUCAAAAUGCGGAUAUGGCUGCCAACGGCGAAAUCCGCGUUAACCAGGCCAAGCGUGGCUACGAAGUGACCGGCGACGACCAGGGUCUAAUCCAUUUCAACCCAUUCUAUAUGCGCUACGCUCCCGACGAAGAAGGAAACUUCAGUGGGCAGACUGGAUACGGCUACAUCAGCUUUGAGAAGUUCAUCGAUGCCGUCACGGCUGUGAACGAGGGCCGUGUGACCCUCGACCAACUGGACGCUCGCCCGCUGCCCACUCUGCGUAAUACAAUCGCCACAACGGCAAUUCUCGAUGCAGGACGCAAGUCGCUGGAUGAGAGGCGGCCCGUGGAGAUUGUAUCCGAGGGCGACAAGUGGGAGCUGAAGUAA
Messenger RNA from Penicillium egyptiacum, 1194 nucleotides. NCBI's taxonomy places the organism in Eukaryota, Fungi, Ascomycota, Eurotiomycetes, Eurotiales, Aspergillaceae. The record is from the annotation of a GenBank genome assembly.